AUGAGUCAUAUUGAUUUAAGUGGCUAUAAAAUUCCAAAGAAAAUAUUUGAUGAGUUAAAUGCUUUUGAGAGGCAUAAGCUUAUGAUGUCUCUUCGCUUAUUGGAGAAAGAAAAAAAUAAAAAUAACAAUGAACAGUAUUUAAACGAUUAUGAUAUUUUAAAGAAAAAGUACAAUUUUAUACAUGAUGCAUCAAAUGAAAAAAAUUCUCUUUUGCAAAAUUAUUAUAAUAGUAUAUGUAACAAAUAUGUUAUAUGCGAUUUGACAAGAUAUAGAGAAGCUAAAAUAGGUUUAAGGUGGAGAACAGAAGAAGAAAUAAUAAAAGGUAAAGGGCAUAUAAUUUGUUCAUCUAAAAAAUGUAACAAUACAGAUUUGAAAACUUAUGAAUUUUUAUUUGAAUAUAUUGAAGGAGGGGAAAAAAAAGAAACAAAUGUGAACGUGAGAGCUUGUAUGGACUGUGCAUAUAAAUUACAUUACAGGAAAAUUAAAGAAUAUUUAAAAAAAAAAGAAAAAAAAAAAUUGAAAAAAAAACAAAGAAGAAAAAGAAAACAUAAAAAAUCAGAUUCAAGUAGUGAACGCAAUGACUCUUCAUCAAUUCAUAGCUCUAAUAAUUCAAAAUUGAAAAAGAAAAAAUCAUCUUAUGUUAAAAGAAAACUUGAAAAAAUUUCUGUAAAAGUGAAAGAGGACGAAAAUGAAGAAAAUAUGUAUUUCCAUGAUUUAAUUUUUUAA
Molecule: messenger RNA, 726 nt
Organism: Plasmodium relictum
Lineage: Eukaryota; Apicomplexa; Aconoidasida; Haemosporida; Plasmodiidae
Product: conserved protein, unknown function
Exons: 6
Coding region: 1-726 (241 amino acids)
Source: RefSeq, a predicted model, not a curated record